Perca flavescens (yellow perch) is the source of this 4900-nucleotide messenger RNA. It is a transcript of the gene fbxl13, whose product is annotated as F-box and leucine-rich repeat protein 13. The record is from RefSeq and is a predicted model, not a curated record. Gene Ontology annotation, molecular function: protein binding. Bases 173 to 2632 code for a protein of 819 amino acids. The transcript has 21 exons. Lineage: Eukaryota; Metazoa; Chordata; Actinopteri; Perciformes; Percidae. Gene Ontology annotation, biological process: SCF-dependent proteasomal ubiquitin-dependent protein catabolic process. Gene Ontology annotation, cellular component: SCF ubiquitin ligase complex.
UCGUGGAAACUGGUGGAAACGAGUAUGUAACGUCAGUUCCCCUGGCAACGUUGAAUAAAAAAAUCGAGAUGGAGUACAGGCAAAAUCAAACGCUGAACUAGCUAGCUAAUAUAGCUAACAGUUAGUAAGUAAGAUACUCGAUUCCAAGAUAACUAGCUAUUCGACUUUGCAAAUGUGUCAAAGACAAAAUAUGGCUGUAGCAAACGCAAAGCCUACUCUGAAAGAGUGCGAAGUGAAACAAUGCCUGCCACAAAUAUAUAAGGCCUUAUUGACAGCUUCAUGUCUGUCAUGUCCCAAUGACCCGAUACAGUUCCUGAAAAGCACUCUCAUGGUCUUCCAGGGACAUGAUAAUCUUCAUGAUGUUGACUGGCACAAGUUUGUUGCGGAUGCAGAACAGCGUACUGCAGCAACUUCUCUGACACUUAUGACUGUGGACACGGUCUAUAUUGACCCAGAUGACCCCAUGUUGUCCCUUUGUCUUUUCGAGAAGGCCUAUUGCUGUUACAGGAAACAUUUAACAAGCUCUUGCUUCAGGAAGUGGAAGAGGUUCACCACGCAGAGUAAGAGUGACAUAAUAGAGCUGGCUUUGAAGAUGGACAUGGCAAAGAAACGUUAUGAGAGGAAAUGCCAGCUGGUUGCACUUACCAAAUGGUCAAACUGGGUGAAAUUGCACAAGAAGAUGCAGGCCGUUGCCACGGAGAAGCUUGAGAGACUUGUAAACGCUGGCCGCCUUAAGCGCAUCAUAGCUGCAUGGUGUAAUGUUGCAAAGGACUCAAAGAGGACAAAAGAGUACUUUAAGAGGUUGGAAAUGGGGUGUAUAGAAAUUGACAACAAAGUCCACCAGAUCGGGGAAGGAUGUGACGGACUCUCAAUGCUCCCUAGCAGGCUUUUACUGAAGAUCUUUCAAUAUUUAGAGUUGCGAGACUGGCUAAAUUGUGCUGAGGUGUGUUGCACAUGGAAAGCUAUUAUCCAGUCAGGCACACUGUGGAGUCAGAUCAACUUCUCUGUGGAGAAAGACUGGAUAACAGAAAGCACAAUGAAGCAGAUUCUGCAGACUUAUCGCCCAUUUGUGAUCCAUCUUAACCUGCGUGGCUGCACCUCUCUAAAAUGGCCCAGCUUGAAAUAUAUCAGUGAGUGCAGAAAUCUCCAGGACCUUAAUUUGUCAGAGUGUCUUAAUGUUACAGAUGUGAUGCUUCAGGAAAUUGUCGAGGGCUGUCCCUGCCUGCUGUACUUGAACCUUUCUUGCACACCUAUAACAAACAAAACUCUAAGGGAACUGUCUAGGAGCUCUCUCAACCUUCAAUACCUGAGUCUGGCCUACUGCUACAGAUUCACAGAUAAAGGGUUUAUGUACCUGAACACAGGGAAGGGUUGCCACAAUCUUAUCCACCUCAACCUGUCCGGCUGCACUCAGAUGACUGUAAAUGGGUUCAGAUAUAUUUCUGCCGGAUGCCCUUCACUCAAGGAGAUUGUGAUCAAUGACAUGCCCACGCUGUCAGAUAGCUGUGUCUUGGCGCUAAUUGCCCGAUGUCGCUGUCUGUCUGCCAUUUCUCUGCUGGAUGCUCCUCAUCUUUCCGAUGUUGCCUUCAAAGCCAUCGCUGAAGUUGCCAAACUGAAGACUUUUAGGACAGAGGGUAACAACCAACUAACAGACGUCAGCUGGAAGGCCCUGUGCAGCAGCUCACAAGGCCUCCGCAGACUCCAUGCUGCAGAAUGCUCCAGAAUGACCGACGCAAGCCUCAAAUCUAUGGCCAACCUUAAGAACCUGCAACACCUUGACAUCUCAAUUUGUAACAAGGUGAGUGAUACUGGGAUCCAGUAUCUGACUGAAGGUUUAUCAUCCACCAAACUGAGAGAGCUGAAUGUCAGCUACUGCAGUCACGUCACUGACAUAUCUGUCAUGAGGAUUGCACAAAGGUUAUGUAAACUGUACCAUCUCAACUUGAGUUAUUGUGAGAGACUGACUGAUGUGAGUCUGGAGUGGCUGAGUGGCAGCUCUAUCUGCUCGCUUGACAUCAGCGGUUGCCACAUCCAGGAUCAGGGGCUGGCAGCUCUUGAGAGAAUUCGCUUGAAGAAGUUGGUUCUUGCCGAGUGUGUCUACGUUACAGAUAUUGGCAUGGAGAAGCUGUGCAAGAACGUGAGAGAUCUGGAACAUGUUGACGUGUCUGACUGUGUAGCUCUGUCAGACCCGGCCAUCAGAGCGAUUUCAUUUUACUGCAGACAUCUAGUCACACUGCGGAUGUCUGGCUGUCCCAAGAUGACCGACAUGGCAGUGCAGUAUCUGACAAGUGGAUGUCAACACCUGCGAGAUCUUGAUGUGAGUGGCUGUGUUCUUCUCACAGAUCGCAGUCUCCGAUACUUAGAGAAGAUCUGUCCUCCGCUCUGCUCCAUCACAAUGGCCUGCUGCAGAAGCAUCUCCAGGGCGGCCGCCUUAAAGCUUCAGCCACGUGUGGAGCACUGGGAGCACAGCAAUGACGACCCUCCAUACUGGUUUGGAUACAACAUGGGCCAAAUAGUGCUUCCAAUCACAAGACCCGCUAAGACUGAUGACACCUGGGAAGUGGUGGAACAGCACUCAGUGAUGACAAGAGCAGCAUGUACAGAGAGAGUAGAAACAAAUAUCAAUAAGUAAUGUUAUUGUAAAAGUAGAGCCCUAAGUAAUCACAUCAACCAUCAGUUUUGGGACAUUGUUUCAAAACAAAGAGCAUAUUUAACAAACCAUUUUGCAUGAUACACUUGAGAUAAUCCACACAAAAUCACUGGUUAAAUAAUCAGAUUAGGAGUCAGUUUGGAUGGAGACAUAGCGCUGUUUCAGCACCUCACUGACACAUUAUACAUGACACAGUGGAGUGUCCUGUUCUUUUCUGUUUUGAGUUUGAGGCAAUAGAUCACUUUUUGCUUCUAUAUAAAUUGUUACUCAUUGCCUUUGCCCUGCUAGGCUCCAGUGGGUUAAUAACCUGUACGUAAACAUGUGUGAUUCCCACUCUGAACUUCGUAACAUUUCUUCUUGGGGGUCAGUUUUGGAUCCUUUAUUAUUCAUAGUAACUAUAUUGUUUGCCCUUCUAUAGCAUAGUAUAUUUCAUUUGUACAAAGGCAACACAAUUGAGUAUUGCCCAACAUAUUUCAUAUAGUAUUUUUAGUGUCUAAUACAGCUAAGUGCAUAUAUACAAGCUAUGGCUGACCUGUUUCCACAACUCACUAUCACUAGAUGGUGUCGACCACUAAUCAUUUAGCAACGGUGACAGCAGCGACACAAAUCACUGCGUGGAUGCAAAAGUCGGCCGGGUAUCUCUAGCAAUAAGACAUGACCAUCAUUGGUGUCUAUUUAUUUAAGAAAUGUUAUACUUCUAUAUACAUGGAAGUACAAAGCACACAUUUGAACUCUCAGGUGUCACUCACAGUUUCAACAGUCAGAUUUCAGUUAGUUAAAAUUGAUUGUACAUUUCUACAUUUUGUGAUUAACAUUGGUUUGUCUAUGCACUUGUCUGUGCAAUAAGUGUUUGUCUUUUCCUUUUUAAAAAUAUUUUUGUUUAAUUAAAAAAAAACAGCUUUAUAUUAAAAUCUUGUUUUAUCUUUUGUUUACAGAACACUUUGUAAUUUCCUUUCGAUUUGGAUUUAGUUUUUCUGAAGGUAUUAUAAGGUGUGGCAUUGUUUAUUUGUGGCAUUAUUUUACAUCACAAGAAAUCACAAAAAAAUCUGAGCAAGCAAGCAGUUUCUUAUUCAAAAACAUUCAGACAGUUCAGCACAAACCAACACUGGUGUGCUGUUGCAUAGUAUGCUUUCAAGACCAAAGUGCAUGACCAGUUUUUUUUAUUUUUUAAACACAUACAGACUAUACGUUUUAUUUUACAGAUUAUACAUAAUGUCUUUAUUGAAAGUACAGUAUAUCCUGAGCACUGAGUUUCCAAUACUUCAGUGAGGUAAAGGUGCUUCCAGUCUUGAGGAGCAGCAAUAAAUAUCUGGCUCAGUCAGUAUAAAGCUCCACUACAGUGAUGCCGCUCAUAACUCAGCUCCCCAGCUUCAGGGACUCAAACCAGCUUUGUGUCUUCAGUCUGACGGAGUUUCUGUCUGCUUGAGCUUUAACCCACUGGUCCAUGGGGGACUCUCCAUUUAUAUAGCCUGAGAGACAAACAGUUGGGGGGAACAGGGUAAAUGAGAGAAAUGAAGUCGUGUGGAAAGAAAACUGAAUGUUCUGUGUUGAGGGUUUAGUUAAAUAACUGUGCCAUGGAGUAUGAUGUAAUGAAAAAAUAAUGUCUCACCAGUAACUGUGGUUUGGCCUUCAGCUGUGUUGUUUUCUACUCCAUGCAGAACAACUUCUGGGCUGAUAUCCACCGACGUACCACAGAGCUCCACCCCAGCUUUCAAUGAGGAGGGGACACGCACACAAACCGCUCCUGCGUACAACAGAAGAAUGAGGGAUAAACAAAGAAAAUGAAUAUCGGUCAACGGGAUGGAAAACUGUGAUUCAUAAGUUGAAUAUUCUUCUCACACUGUGCAUUUACCUUCCUGACUGUGGAGUUCAGCACUGCCGCCGUCUCCCACAUAGACAUCAAUGCCUCCGCUGUGAGAGGAAACCUUCAGGAAACUAUUCGAACCAUCUGCAAAAGCAAAGCAAGCCUCAGGUGUUUUGCAUUUAACAGCCACUGAUACAUACCAUACAAAGUUCAUUGUGCAAUCCGGCUCAGCUUACUCACCAACAACUGUAUCUCCAGACACGUUCUUCACAGUGGCGUUACCUUUUAAUAAAUUAAAGCACACAGUCAGUUUUAACAUAACUGGCUCAUAAACCUGCUUCACUGAAGUUAAAACGAUCAUUGUUUCCAUGUAUUUUAUGACGACAGGCUCAUUGUAUCAGGAAGCAAUUAAAAUUCUACGUGGAUGAUGCAUUUCCUUCAUUUCA